Manis pentadactyla (Chinese pangolin) is the source of this 7211-nucleotide messenger RNA. RefSeq names its product latent transforming growth factor beta binding protein 2 (gene LTBP2). The coding region runs from base 635 to 6055 and encodes 1806 amino acids. The record is from RefSeq and is a predicted model, not a curated record. The transcript is spliced from 37 exons. Lineage: Eukaryota; Metazoa; Chordata; Mammalia; Pholidota; Manidae. Gene Ontology annotation, molecular function: calcium ion binding.
UCGACCCCGACGCAAUGGAAGAGCAUUAAGAUCAAGGAGCAAAGGCAGCUGGCCCCGGCAGGUCUCUCCAAAGGCUGGAGACGCGGCCAGCUCCACCAGAGGGCGCGCUUCCCCUAGGCAACCUUCCUGCGCUCACGCGUCUUGCGGUGGCGGAGGGAGGUCACUCGCCAGCGCGGCCAGGACGUCAGCCCGCACCUGGGACGGACGCCCCCGGUGGCCAGGGCAGGAAGCGAAGACUCCGGGUGGCGGUCCUUCGGGUCCUGUCUCUGUCACACCGUUCUUGGUACCUCUGCUGGCCUUUUUCAGACCUUCGAGGCUGCAGCUUUGGUCAUCGAACGGGAGUUUAUCCCUGAGCAGGCUACAGCGUCGGGAGAAGGCGCGAAGGUGCAGCAGCAGUGCGCGCCCAGCUGGAGACGAAGCGCGGACGCCAGGCUCAGCGCGCGCUGCCCCGGCCGCUCAAGUCGCGGGCCCUCGCUCCGGGGAGAGCCAUACCCGCAGUCUGUCGUGGGGCCCCCUAGACGCGGAGAAGUCGGGCUCCACGAGGGGGCCGAGCGCAGCCGCAGCCGUCGAGGGCACUGAGUGCAAGCCCCGGGUUGUUCCGUGUGCGUACCUCUCUCCAGUGGCCCCGGGCACCAUGAAGUCAAGGACCACCAACCGCUGUCCCGGGAGCGCCCUGCGGAACCCCUGGAGGAGCUUCCUCCUGCUCACCCUGGCUCUCUUCGUGGGCAUGGGUCAUGCUCAGAGAGGCCCGGUGGGAAGAUACGAGCCAGCUGGCAGGGACGCGAAUCGGCUUCGGCGCCCCGGGGGCAGCCACCCUGCGGCGGCUGCAGCCAAGGUGUACAGUCUGUUCCAGGAGCAGGACGCGCCCGUCCCGGGCUUGCAGCCCGCGAAGCGGGCCGAACUCGGCUGGGGGGGCCUCGGGAGGCCGGCCGACGCCGAGGCUAGGAGGCCGCCCAGCGCACAGCAGCUAUGGCGAAUCCAGCCACCUGCGCAGAACUGGAGAAGCAGUUCCCUGGGCCAGCAGCAGCCCACACCCCGGGCCCGGGUCAACCCAGCUCUCCCGCGCCUCGGGACCCUGCAGAGGCCCGGGGCUGCGCCCCCAACUCCGCCGCGAGGGAGGCUUACGGGGAGAAAUGUCUGCGGGGGACAGUGCUGCCCGGGAUGGACGACAGCAAACAGCACCAACCACUGUAUUAAACCCGUGUGCCAGCCGCCCUGCCAGAACAGAGGCUUCUGCAGCCGGCCCCAGCUCUGUGUGUGCCGCUCCGGCUUCCGGGGAGCCCACUGCGAGGAGGUCAUCCCUGAGGAGGAGUUUGACCCCCAGAACUCCAGGCUGGCCCCCAGACGCUCAGCCGGGAGGUCACCCAACCUGCGCCGGAGCAGCACGGCCAGAGAAAGCACCGCAAUCCCCAGAACGCGGCCCCCCGCCCGGACCUUGAGUGGGCUCAGCCAGGCCAACCCCUCCCCGCAGCACGUGGGGCUGUCCCGCACAGUCCGCCUUUAUCCGACCGCCGCUGCCCGUGGCCAGCUGACUUCCAAUGCACUGCCUGCAGGGCCAGGCCUUGAGAGGAGGGAUGGCGCCCAGCCAGUGGCAUAUCCGGACCACCUGUCAUCCCCCUGGGGGCUGAACCUCACUGAGAAAAUCAAGAAGAUCAAGAUUGUCUUCACACCCACCAUCUGCAAGCAGACCUGUGCCCAUGGGCACUGUUCCAACAGCUGUGAGCGCGGUGACACCACCACCCUGUACAGCCAGGGCGGCCACGGGCAUGACCCCAAGUCUGGCUUCCGCAUCUACUUCUGCCAGAUCCCCUGCCUGAACGGAGGCCGCUGCAUUGGUCGGGAUGAGUGCUGGUGCCCGGCCAACUCCACCGGGAAGUUCUGCCACCUGCCCGCCCCGAAGCUCAACAGGGAGUCUCCAGAGAGGGGCUCCCGUCACAGGGACCUGCUGGAAGUCCCCUUGAGGCAGUCCACCUUCACACUGCCUCUCUCCAACCAGCUGGCCUCCGUGAACCCCUCUUUGGUGAAGGUGCACAUCCACCACCCACCGGAGGCCUCUGUGCAGGUCCACCAGGUGGCACGGGUACGGGGUGAGGCUCCGGAGGAGAACAGCGUGGAGACCAGACCUUCACCCCGGCUCCCUGCCAGCCCCGGCCAGGGCCACUGGGGCAGUAACAUCAUCCCCACUCGGACCAGAGAGGCCCCUCGGCCCCCGGUGGCGCCCAGGCCUCAGGGACUGCUGGGCCGCUGCUACCUGAGCACUAUAAAUGGACAGUGUGCCAACCCCCUGCUGGAGCUGACUACCCAAGAGGACUGCUGUGGCAGUGUGGGAGCCUUCUGGGGGGUGACCUCAUGUGCCCCGUGCCCACCCAGACCAGCCUCCCCCAUGCUUGAAAAUGGCCAGCUGGAGUGUCCCCAGGGGUACAAGAGACUGAACCUCACUCACUGCCAAGAUAUCAACGAGUGCUUGACCCUGGGCCUGUGCAAGGACUCGGAUUGCGUGAACACCAGGGGCAGUUACCUGUGCACCUGCCGGCCAGGCCUCAUGCUGGAUCCGUCCAGGAGCCGCUGUGUGUCGGACAAGGCUGUCUCCAUGCGGCAGGGACUGUGCUACCGGUCACUGGGGCCUGGCACCUGCACCCUGCCUUUGGCCCAGAGGAUCACCAAGCAGAUAUGCUGCUGCAGCCGAGUGGGCAAAGCGUGGGGCAGCAAGUGUGAGAAAUGCCCUCUGCCUGGCACAGAGGCCUUCAGGGAGAUCUGCCCCGCUGGCCACGGCUACACCUACUCAAGCUCAGACAUCCGCCUGUCCGUGAGGAAAGCCGAGGAGGAGGAACUGGCCAGGCCCCUGAGGGAGCACAGGCAGCAGGGGCCAGAGGAGAGACAGCCACUCCGGGCAGCCACCGACACCUGGCUGGAGGCUGGGACCAUCCCUGACAAGGGUGACUCUCAGGCUGGCCAGGUCAGAACCGGUGUUACCCAAGUUCCUGCCUGGGCCCCAGGAGAUGCUGUAGGAAGACCAACGCUGCCACUGCCUGGACAGGGGACCCCAGAGACCCGGGAAGAAGAGCAAGAGACGACUCCCACCGAAGUGCCAGUGGCCCUGGGCCCCUCAGCUCCCACAGGCCUUGACAGAUGUGCCGCUGGGUCCACCAACAUCUGUGGCCCUGGAACCUGCGUGAAUCUCCCAGAUGGAUACAGAUGCCUCUGCGGCCCUGGCUACCAGCUGCACCCCAGCCAGGCCUACUGCACAGAUGACAAUGAGUGUCUGAGGGACCCCUGCAAGGGAAAAGGGCGUUGUGUCAACCGCGUGGGCUCCUACUCCUGCUUCUGCUACCCUGGUUACACACUGGCCACCUCGGGAGCCACACAGGAAUGCCAAGACAUUGACGAGUGUGAGCAGCCAGAGGUGUGCAGCAAGGGGAGGUGCACCAACACAGAGGGUUCGUACCACUGCGAGUGUGACCAGGGCUAUGUCAUGGUCAGGAAGGGCCACUGCCAAGACAUCAACGAAUGCCGUCACCCCGGCACCUGCCCUGAUGGGAGAUGCGUCAAUUCCCCCGGCUCCUACACUUGUCUGGCCUGCGAGGAGGGCUACAGGGGCCAGAGCGGGAGCUGUGUAGAUGUGAACGAGUGUCUGACCCCCGCGGUCUGUACCCAUGGAAGGUGCAUCAACCUGGAGGGCUCCUUUAGAUGCUCUUGUGAGCAGGGCUACGAGGUCACCUCAGAUGAGAAGGGCUGCCAAGAUGUCAACGAGUGUGCCAGCCGGGCCUCCUGCCCCACGGGCCUCUGCCUCAACACCGAGGGCUCCUUCGCCUGCUCGGCCUGUGAGACUGGGUACUGGGUGAAUGAGGAUGGAACUGCCUGUGAAGACCUAGAUGAGUGUGCCUUCCCGGGAGUCUGCCCGUCGGGAGUCUGCACCAACUCCGAGGGCUCCUUCUCCUGCAGGGACUGUGGCGAGGGCUACAGGCCUAGCCCCCUGGGCCACACCUGCGAAGACGUGGACGAGUGUGAAGACCCCCGGAGCAGCUGCCUGGGAGGCAUGUGCAGGAACACAGUGGGCUCCUACCAGUGCCUCUGUCACCCGGGCUUCCAGCUGGCCAACGGCACCGUCUGUGAGGACGUGGACGAGUGCGUGGAGGAGGAGUACUGCGCACCCCGCGGCGAGUGUCUCAACAGCCACGGGUCCUUCUUCUGUCUCUGUGCACCAGGCUUCGCCAGUGCAGAGGGGGGCACCAGCUGCCAGGAUGUGGACGAGUGUGUGGUCACUGACCAGUGUCUGGGAGGCCGGUGUGUCAACACUGAGGGCUCCUUCAACUGUCUGUGCAAGCCCGGCUUCCAGCCCUCCCCAGAGAGUGGGGAGUGUGUAGAUAUUGACGAGUGUGAGGACUACAGAGACUCCGUAUGUGGAGCCUUGAGGUGUGAGAACAGCCCUGGCUCCUACCACUGUGUCCUGAGCUGCCAGCCUGGCUUCCACCUGGCCCCAGCUGGAGACUGCAUUGACAUAGAUGAGUGUGCCAACGACACCAUGUGUGGGAGCCAUGGCUUCUGCGACAACACUGAUGGCUCCUUCCGCUGCCUCUGUGACCAGGGCUUUGAGACUUCGUCCUCCGGCUGGGACUGUGUUGACGUGAACGAGUGUGAGCUCAUGCUGGCAGUGUGUGGGGCGGCGCUCUGUGAGAACGUGGAGGGCUCCUUCCUGUGCCUCUGUGCCAGCGACCUGGAGGAAUAUGACGCUCAGCAAGGGCACUGCCGCCCUCGUGUGGCUGGGGGUCAGAGCAUCCCUGAGGCCCUGCCAGGGGACCACCCUCCAGGCCCCAUCCGCAUGGAAUGCUACUCUGGGCAGAAUGGCCAGCUGCCCUGCUCCAGCCUUCUGGGCCGGAACACCACACAGGCCGAGUGCUGCUGCACCCAGGGCCACGCCUGGGGAGACACCUGUGACCCGUGCCCAGUCGAGGACUCAGCUGCGUUCAGCGAGAUCUGCCCCAGUGGUAAAGGCUACAUCCCUGUGGAAGGAGCCUGGAUGUUUGGACAGACCACGUACACAGAUGCCAAUGAGUGUGUGAUGUUCGGGCCUGGUCUGUGCCAGAAUGGCCGGUGCCUCAACACAGUGCCUGGCUACAUCUGCCUGUGCGAUUCUGGCUACCAGUACAAUGCAGAGCGCAGGAAGUGUGAGGAUGUCAAUGAGUGCCAGGCCAUGGCCUGUGAGAAUGGCGAGUGUGUGAACACAGAAGGCUCUUUCCACUGCUUCUGCAGCCCCCCGCUCACCCUGGACCUCAGCCAGCAGCACUGUGUGAACAGCACCAGCAGCACAGAGGACCUACCUGACCAUGACAUCCACAUGGACAUUUGCUGGAAAAAAGUCACCAAUUAUGUAUGCAGCCAACCCCUGCAUGGCCAUCGCACCACAUACACAGAAUGCUGCUGCCAGGACGGCGAGGCCUGGAGCCAGCAGUGUGCCCUGUGCCCCCCCAGGAGCUCUGAGGUCUAUGCUCAGCUGUGCAACGUGGCCCGGAUUGAAGCAGAGCGGGAGGCUGGGGUCCACUUCCGGCCAGGCUAUGAAUAUGGCCCUGGGCCCGAGGACCUGAACUACAGCCUCUAUGGCCCAGACGGGGCCCCCUUCUACAACUACCUGGGCCCUGAGGAUGCCAUCCCUGAGCCACCUUUCCCUAACACAGCUGACCACCCAGGGGACCACUUCCCAGUUCUUGAGUCUCCCCUGCGGCCUUCAGAACUCCAGCCCCACUAUGUGGCCAGCCAUCCAGAGCACCAGGCUGGCUUCGAAGGGCUUCAGGCAGAGGAAUGCGGCAUUCUUGAUGGCUGCGAGAAUGGCCGCUGUGUGCGUGUGCGGGAGGGCUACACCUGUGACUGCUUUGAGGGCUUCCAGCUGGACACGGCCCACAUGGUCUGUGUGGAUGUGAACGAGUGUGAUGACCUGAACGGGCCUGCUGCACUCUGUGCCCACGGUCACUGUGAGAACACGGAAGGCUCCUACCGCUGCCACUGCUCCCCGGGCUUUGUGGCGGAGGCCGGCCCCCCACACUGCACUGCUAAGGAGUAGCAGUGAGGAGUCCGUGUGCGCAGCUACCUGGAAAUGGCCCCAGCCACAGGCGAGGAAGCUUUCGAGCUGGGAAGACACCAUGAAGACAUCAGGCGGGAGGCCCUGCAGCCCAGCUCCGAGUCAGCCUUGCCAGCUCUUCACCUCUCUGAGCUUGGGCUGGGGCUGGGAGCUUCUGUCACUGCCUCCAUGCCACAUGCCCUUGCUUGGCUCAAACACCACCAGAUGCUUUAAUGCUUCAGCCACUGACCAUGAGGCCCAGCCUGCUAUCUGUCCUGGCCUUGCCACAGGAUGCUUACCAAAGGAUGGUCCUCCACCCCCUCAAGCUGUGCAAACACACAAGAUCCUUUGGCCUCACGCUGCAGACACCUUUUCCAGCCAUGAUCCACACUUCAUCCUGAUGAUUCCACAACUGGGUUACAUCUGCCCUUGGAUGGUCCUUCAGUACCUACUGAGCAAAAAAGGACUGAGGAACUUUGGGGAGUAGCUGCAUUGCCUCCUCAGAACCAUCACCGCCACUCAGCCAAUCUAGUUUGGGCCAUAUUUUGCCACAUCUCCAUCCUCUAGCCAGUUCAGUGGCCCCAGGGAGGAGCAGAAGAUCCCCUCAUCUCAGAGAAGACUGAAGCUAGAUGGCUGAGUAUAAGAGGCAUAAAUGAGGGGAGCAAGGAGCCUGCAAAAGCAGCAAGAGGACAGUAUGAAAAACACAAAGAAUUGGUAAGAAAGGGGGAGCCUGGGCCUUACACAAGGCUAAAGAAAAUAUUCAGUAGCUUCAGGUAAAUAAACAUUCAAAAUCUCUCCAGCAAUAGCUCCUGUGCACCACAGCAAGUGCUGCCACAAGACAGGGUGCCCACCUCCAAAGACUUGUAUUAAAUACCUAUUGCUUCUUACAAGAAACAAGUCUCUCCUGGGCUCUCCUCCUGUGGACACCAAUUUGAUGUGCUAAAAAUAAAAAGGUCUAUUUUCUAGCUUGAAAACAGGUAUAGGCUUGUUUAGGGGAAGCCAGAUUUUCUAUGUUGUUUGUCUACUCAGAAGCCUCAGCCCCCUUCCUCUUUGUGAAACAGACAGCUGGCAUCCCUCUGAGUUGGCAAGUAGAGACCCACCCCAACCUUGGCUAGCUAGGAGUUUAGAACCACGGUGGAAUAAAGAAAUGUACAUCUGG